This is a messenger RNA of Vicia villosa (hairy vetch), 3974 nucleotides long. Its product is annotated as SNF2 domain-containing protein CLASSY 3-like. The record is from RefSeq and is a predicted model, not a curated record. The coding region runs from base 126 to 3704 and encodes 1192 amino acids. The transcript has 4 exons. Lineage: Eukaryota; Viridiplantae; Streptophyta; Magnoliopsida; Fabales; Fabaceae. Gene Ontology annotation, molecular function: ATP binding; ATP-dependent chromatin remodeler activity. Gene Ontology annotation, biological process: gene silencing by siRNA-directed DNA methylation.
CUCUCUCGGUUAGUAACACAGAAACACAACCAUUAACACAAACCAGAGAACACGCAUUCAAACAACACAAAAGCUAACACAAAGCCAACGUUUUUUUCUUCUUAUCUCACUGUUGUAGUGUUGUGAUGAUGGUAGGAGUUUCAAGUAGAACUCGUAGCAAGAAUGUUCCUUCGUAUGGUAGUCUUUCUCUUAGCCGGUCGUCAAAGCGGAUAAAGAAAGAGGAAGAUGAUAUGAGUUUUGCUGCCUCUGGUUCUAAGAAAAGAAAGGGAAAGAACGAACCGUUUGUGUUGCCUUCAGAUGCUAAAGUUAUUUUCAUUGAUGAUGAUGUUAAAGAAGAAGAAGAAAGUGAAGAAAACGGUGGGUUUGUUGAUGAAAAGCCGACUGUUAUACGUUUAGAUGAAUCCGGUGAAAGUGAUGAAGAAGAUUCAGAUUGUGAUGAUAGUGAAGAAAAUGAGUCAAGUGAUGAAGAUUUUAGCGUAAAUGAAGUGAGUGAGGUUUCAGAGAGUGAUGAAGAUGGUUCAUCAUCAUCUUGCUCUGCUUACGUGAAUGAGAUAAAGAGAGAUAGUUCACGGAAAUAUCUGGAAGUGGUGGGGGAGAUGGUGAGAAAGGUAAUGGAUGAUGAAAAUAGUGAGAUUUCUGAGAAGAAAAAUAUUUCAAAGAGGAAAAAGAUUAAGAGUAGUCAAGGUGAAGAAAGUGAAAUUUCGAAGAAGAAAAAGAUUAAGAGUAGUGAUGGUGAAGAAAAUGAGAUUCCAAAGAAGAAAAAAAUACUGAGUAGUGAUGGUGAAGAAAAUGAGAUUUCAAAGAAGAAAAAAAUACUGAGUAGUGAUGGUGAAGAAAAUGAGAUUUCAAAGAAGAAAAAAAUACUUAGUGAUGGUGAAGAAAGUGAGAUUUCAAAGAAGAAAAAGAUUAAGGGUAGUGAUGAUGAAGAAAAUGAGAUUCCAAAGAAGAAAAAAAUACUGAGUAGUGAUGAUAAAUCGGAGGAUGAAGAUGAUGGUAGUGUAGCAACAACAACUACUAGGGUCUUAGAGAAGAAGGGUGAUUUUGAUCCAACGGAGGGUUGUUGUUCUUCCUCUAAACUGAAUGUAGCGUCGGAGAGAAAAAAGGAAAAAAAUGUCUCUGAUGUAAAUGUGUUCAAAUCCAAAGGCAAAGGUAGAGUUAAGCAUAAUGAAAGUUUGGAUUUGGAUCCUAAUGAAGGAAAAGAACAGAAUGUUCGAGGUGUAGGUGACGGUGAAGCAAGUGUUACGAAGAUUGAAACAGAAGAGACGGUGAUCAAGAAGAAAGGAAGUGAUGAUAAAGGUAAAGCCAGCAUGCAGCAUGACAAGAAAAAGGAAACAGUUGCUGCAAACAAAGGAAGAGAUGAUAAAGGUAAAGCCAGCAUCCAAAGUGACAAGAAAAAAGAAACAGUUGCUGCAAACAAAGGUUUGAAUCAGAGGGGCAAAAGCACACUUUUUAUGCGGAAGGAGUUGCGUUUAUUCGAACUCCUUGCUGAAUUCUACUGGGGAGACAAGGAUAAUACAGUUAAGAAUGAUUCAACUCCAUUCGAGGUGAAGAAUGAUGAUGUUAAUCGUCCCGAAACACGGCCACCGUCGGCUUCUGUGGAGACACGUCCGUUGAUAUGGAAUCUUAAAAAGAAGGAAGUAGUGCAGAAGUCGAAGGAGGAGGAGGAGGUGGCUAAGUUAUGGGAUGAAAUGGAGAGAUCACUGAGAGAAAUCGAAGCCGAAUCUAUGAUUGGAAAAUAUGAAACUACUCAUGAAAAUUUGGGAAAUCCAUCCACUAGAUGUGAGCACGAUCUUCGUCUCGACGAGGAGAUUGGGGUAUACUGCAGAUUAUGCCGUUGGGUCGAAACUGAGAUACGCUACGUCUCCGAACAAGUAGUGGAUAAAUUUCCCAAUGAGGGUUCUAGAAAAAGAGCUGCAUUUGAUAAUGUAAAUGUCUCACAUUUUGAUGGAUCACAGUUCAAACUUUCUGAUAAUUAUUCAGAUCAGUCCAAUUUCAGCUUUCAUGAUCAAGGCACUGUUUGGGAGCUGAUACCUGAUGUCAAGAAGACCUUGUAUCCUCACCAACAAGAAGGCUUCGAAUUCAUCUGGAAAAACUUGGCUGGAAGCAUUGAGCUUAACAAGUUAAAGAAUGCAGAUCCUCAACGCGAGGGUGGCUGCAUUAUGUCGCACGCUCCUGGAACUGGAAAGACUAGGCUCACUAUAGUCUUUCUCGCGACUUAUCUGAGAGUUUUCCCAAAAUGCUUGCCUGUUAUAGUUGCUCCAGCGAGUUUGUUGCUUACUUGGGAGGAGGAGUUCAAAAAAUGGGACAUUGGAUUUCCAUUUCAUAAUUUGAGCAAUCUUGAGUUAUCUGGUAAAGAGCAUGUUGAUGCCCUUAAUUUGGUUAGUCGGUCUAAUAGCGGGGAUACAACCCGGAUGGCGAAACUGAUUUCGUGGAACAAAGAAAGGAGCAUCCUAGGAAUCAGUUACAGUUUGUACGAGAAGCUAGCCGGAGGAGGAGGAUCUCAUGACAAGAAAAACAAAAAACACGAAAUUAUGGGAAAUGUUUUGCGUGAGAAACCGGGUUUACUCGUGCUAGAUGAAGGUCACACUCCGAGAAAUAAGAAAAGUGGUAUAUGGAAGGAGUUGUCAAAGAGUCAUACAAAGAAGCGAAUUAUUCUUUCGGGAACUCCUUUCCAGAACAAUUUCUUGGAGCUGUAUAACACUUUGAGCUUAGUGAAGCCUUCUUUUCCUAGCACAUUACCGGAUGAGCUGAAAAAGUUUUGCCAGAAGCCGGAACAGAAAAAAGCAACGAAAGAAUGGAGUUGGAAACCGGAUUCAGGUUCUGAUGAUAAGAUCAAGCAGCUAAAAUUGCAUAUGGAUCCCUUAGUGCAUGUUCACAAAGGAGCAAUCCUUGAAAAGAAGCUUCCCGGGAUAAGGAAUCGUGUGCUGAGAUUGAAAGCGGAUAGUUUGCAGAAGCAAACUAUUGAGAGCAUUCAAAGUUCUCAGGGUACAUUCACCUUUGAGCAUAAGCUGACAAUGGCAUCCAUUCAUCCGUCACUUUUUCUCGAAUGCGAGCUUUUGGAAAAAGAGGAAUCUGUUCUCGACAAGGUCAUGCUAGAAAAGGUCAGAUUGGAUCCCUACAGAGGUGUGAAAACAAAGUUUUUGGUGGAGUUUGUUAGACUCUGUGAUGCUGCAAAUGAGAAAGUGCUCGUGUUCAGUCAAUUCAUCAAACCGUUACGCUUAAUUAUAGAACAAUUAAGCUUGGCCUGUAAUUGGACAGAAGGGAAGGAAAUGCUGUUCUUGGAUGGAGAGGUUGAUCUUAAGGGAAAACAAUCCCUUAUCCAUAACUUCAAUGGUGCAAAUUGUCAAGCUAAGAUUCUACUUGCAUCGGUAAAAGCAAAUUCCGAGGGAAUCAGCUUAGUUGGAGCGUCGAGAGUUGUGCUUCUGGAUGUUGUAUGGAAUCCGUCGGUCAAACGACAGGCUAUCAGCAGAGCCUAUCGGAUUGGACAGAAGAGGGUUGUAUACACGUACCAUCUGCUCAUUGACGGGACUACCGAGUGCGUGAAACAUUGUAAGCAGGCGGAAAAGGAUCGGUUAUCUGAACUUGUUUUUCAAGCUAAGAAUAAUGGUAAUGAUGAGUUGGAGAAGAGUGGUGUGAAAUUUGAAGACAGUAUUCUUGAGAAAAUGAUACAGCACAAAGAGCUCAAAGACAUGUUUGUUGAAUGAGAAAGUUCAGCCAAAUGAGCAAUAUUUGGGGAUCUAUAAUCUGACUGGGAAAAGAAAUGUGUGCAAGAGCAUAGGUACUGAUUUUGGAUCAGCACAAAACAUGAUAUUGAAAUUCUUAUUUGGUAUUUACAAUUAGUGUUGAUUGACUUGUAAUUUAACUAUAUAUUUUGAUUGAAUUUGAAGUGAUUUAGGGAUAAGCAAUGUAAUAUGUAGUUGUCUGUUUGGUUUAAGAUAUAGAGAUACAGAAGCAAUUCAUUGUAACCUGGAACC